This is a messenger RNA of Rhodamnia argentea, 1391 nucleotides long. Its product is annotated as fructose-bisphosphate aldolase 1, cytoplasmic. Gene Ontology annotation, cellular component: cytosol. Gene Ontology annotation, molecular function: fructose-bisphosphate aldolase activity. The coding region runs from base 70 to 1146 and encodes 358 amino acids. The record is from RefSeq and is a predicted model, not a curated record. Lineage: Eukaryota; Viridiplantae; Streptophyta; Magnoliopsida; Myrtales; Myrtaceae. Gene Ontology annotation, biological process: fructose 1,6-bisphosphate metabolic process; glycolytic process. The transcript has 4 exons.
UAGACACGUCCAUUACACUAUCUAUACGCAUAUUGUUCCCCUCUCUCUCUCUCUCUCAGAGUCCCGAAAAUGUCGUGCUUCAAGGGAAAAUACCAUGAUGAGCUCAUUGCUAACGCUGCUUACAUUGGCACCCCUGGAAAGGGAAUUCUUGCUGCUGAUGAAUCAACUGGGACAAUUGGCAAGCGGUUUUCCAGCAUCAGUGUUGAGAAUGUUGAAGAAAACAGGCGUGCUCUCCGUGAGCUUCUUUUCACCACUCCUGGUGCCCUCCAAUACCUUAGUGGAGUGAUUCUCUUUGAGGAGACCCUUUAUCAGAAGACAGCUGAUGGCAAGCCUUUUGUUGAGGUCCUAAAAGAGGGAGGAGUUCUUCCUGGAAUUAAGGUUGACAAGGGCACUGUUGAGCUUGCAGGCACCAAUGGUGAGACAACCACCCAAGGCCUUGAUGGCCUUGCACAACGUUGCCAAAAGUACUAUGAGGCCGGUGCACGUUUUGCUAAGUGGCGUGCUGUCCUCAAGAUUGGCCCAACUGAGCCGUCACAGCUGGCUAUCAAUGAAAAUGCCAAUGGCCUCGCUCGCUAUGCAAUCAUCUGCCAGGAGAAUGGUUUGGUCCCCAUUGUUGAACCUGAAAUCCUGGUGGAUGGACCUCAUGACAUUGAUAAGUGUGCUGAUGUGACUGAACGUGUCCUUGCUGCAUGCUACAAAGCUCUAAAUGACCAUCAUGUCCUCCUUGAGGGCACUCUUUUGAAGCCAAACAUGGUAACCCCAGGAUCGGAAGCCCCAAAGGUCACACCUGAGGUGAUUGCAGACUACACUGUUCGUGCCCUUCAACGUACUGUGCCUCCAGCUGUCCCUGCCAUUAUGUUUUUGUCUGGUGGGCAGAGCGAGGAGGAGGCAACCCUCAACCUUAAUGCCAUGAACAAGCUCAAGGGCAAGAAGCCAUGGACUCUUUCCUUCUCCUUUGGACGGGCUCUUCAGCAGAGCACUUUGAAGGCUUGGGCUGGAAAGAAGGAGAACGUGCCCAAGGCACAGGCUGCAUUCAUUACUAGGUGCAAGGCCAACUCAGAGGCAACUCUUGGUACUUAUAAGGGAGAUGCAAAGCUUGCUGAGGGUGCUGCCGAGAGUCUACAUGUUAAGGAUUACAAGUACUAGGGUGAUUUUGCUUGCGGUAGUUUCUACUUCUCAUCUGACAAAAAUAAGGGUGUGGAGAUAUGCUAUGUUAGUAUUAGGAUAAUAAGCAUGACUGUACUGGCAAUGCAUUUUUAUGGAAGGUUGAAUGUUUGCGACUUCUUUAUGAAGUUUUAUAUCUUUAUAUGAGGAGGUUGAUGUCUUUCUGCUUUGAUGUUUCCGAAGAAAGUUCUUUUUAUUAAUGUAAUGCUUGUGAUAUUCUUUUCCUU